GUGUCGGGAGAUAGCAGGCGAAAACUCAUGGAGAUGUGGCGAAAUGUCGAUUACUUGAUAAUCAACGAAUGCUCCAUGAUAUCCCGUGCUUUCCUGGCUAAGCUAUCGAGACACAUAUCAAUCAUGAAGACAGGAACAGAAGAUGGAGAUCAAUCAUUCGGAGGAGGAAGCGCGGCGUUGUAUUAUGAAGCAGACAUGACGGCGGGAGACACAGUAGAUGACUGUCUGGGUUGACGCAUAUUCGAGGCUUUCGACAUCGUAGUGCUUUUGGAGGAGCAGGUGCAUGUAACGGAUUCAGUAUGGAUGCAAUUCCUUCACCGUUUGAGACAUGGACAAGUACGCAGCGAGGAUAUGAAGAUGCUGAAGGAUCUGAUCAUUACAAGUUCCAGCUGUCCACCCACAGAUUUUGACUCACCAGAGUGGGGUGAAGCUGCUUUGGUCACACCUCGCCAUUCGGUUCGCACACAGUGGAAUGACGCUGUAACAAAAAAGCAUUGCGAACGCAAUGGCGUCCAGCUUUUCAUAUGUCCUGCGGAAGACCAUACAAAUGGCAGACCUUUGACGUCAAGAGAACGGCUGGUGAUGGCCAGUAAAAGGACUAAACGUAAAGGACAGAAGGAGAAGGGAGGUUUGCCAGAUGAAGUCAAAAUAGCGUUAGGAAUGAAAGUCAUGGUUACCGUCAACGUGCAGACAGAGCUUGAUGUCACAAACGGCACGAGAGGCGAGAUUGUUGACAUCAUCCUGCAUCCAGAUGAACCACCGAUAUCAAACUCGUCGGUGGUGAGAUUGCAAAGAUCGCCGGCGUUCGUUUUAGUAAAGCUCGGGAGGACGCGCAUGUCAAGUCUUGAAGACUUACAAGAUGGCGUAAUUCCAAUCGAACCGAUGUCAAAAACCGUUCACAUCGAAGUGCCAGUCCAAACAUCAAAUGGUAGAAAGAUCCUACGCAAAAAGGUUAACCACUGACAGAUUCCGAUGACCGCAGCGUAUGCGUUCACAGACUACCAUUCUCAAGGACAGACGAUCACGUACGUUAUCGUAGACAUAACCACGUCACCUGGAGGGAGGAUGUCACUAUUCAACCUUUACGUCGCUCUCUCACGCAGUUCAGGACGUGAAACGAUAUGCAUCCUGCGUGACUUCGACGAGAUGACAUUCUUUCAGCCUAUCGAU
Messenger RNA from Laetiporus sulphureus 93-53, 1170 nucleotides. RefSeq lists its product as uncharacterized. The transcript has 2 exons. Bases 304 to 963 code for a protein of 219 amino acids. NCBI's taxonomy places the organism in Eukaryota, Fungi, Basidiomycota, Agaricomycetes, Polyporales, Laetiporaceae. The record is from RefSeq and is a predicted model, not a curated record.